Molecule: messenger RNA, 612 nt
Organism: Acanthosepion pharaonis
Lineage: Eukaryota; Metazoa; Mollusca; Cephalopoda; Sepiida; Sepiidae
Source: the annotation of a GenBank genome assembly
AUGAAAACACCCGACCUAUACCUUUCUUAUCUAUUUUUAUUUUUUAUUAUAUCCUUCUUCUUUCCUUCCUUAAUUUUUUCUUUCUUUCUUUCUUUCUUUCUUUCUUUCUUUCUUUCUUUCUUUCUUUCUUUCUUUCUUUCUUUCUUAUUCUGUUCAUCAUCUGUACCUUUUCUUUUCUUUCGUUCUCAUUCUAUUCAAUGUCAUAACAAUUUCCUUUUUCAUUCUUUCUUUAAUGUUCUAAUUCUUAUCUAUUUCAUUCGUUUUUCUUUCUUUCUUUUCUUUCUUUUCUCAUUUUAUUCAAUAUCUAUAUCAUUCUUUUUUUUCUUUCCUUCUUUCUUUCUUUUUUCUUUCUUUCUUAUUCGAGUGACUGUCUAUACCAUUCAUUUUUCAUUCUUUUUUUCUUUCAUAUUCUAUUUAUUACCUAUAGCAUUCAUUCAUUCAUUCUUUCUUUCUUUCAUUCAUUCAUUCUUUCUUUUUCAAUCUAUUCAUAUCAUCUUCUUUCUUUCUUUCUCAUUCUUUUCAAUAUCUAUACCAUUCUUUCUUUCUUUUUUAAUUCUUUCUUUUUUCUUUCUUUCUCAUUUUAUUCAUUAUCUAUACUAUUAUUAUUAUUAA